Messenger RNA from Corapipo altera (White-ruffed manakin), 1284 nucleotides. Its product is annotated as putative per-hexamer repeat protein 5. The record is from RefSeq and is a predicted model, not a curated record. Lineage: Eukaryota; Metazoa; Chordata; Aves; Passeriformes; Pipridae. Bases 64 to 1176 code for a protein of 370 amino acids. The transcript is spliced from 2 exons.
AGAACAGGGACCCCCAGGGGGAGAGGAACAGGGACCCCCAGGGGAACAGGGACCCCCGCGGGGAUGGGAACAGGGACCCCCAGGGGGAGAGGAACCCCCACAGGGGUGGGAACGGAGACCCUCAUGGGGAUGGGAACAGGGACCCUCCCAGGGAGGAGAACAGGGACCCCCAGAGGGAGAGGGACCCCCACAGGGAUGGGAACAGGGACCACCUCGGGGAUGGGAAUAGGGACCCUCAGAGGGAGAGGGACCCCCACAGGGAUGGGAAAAGAGACUCUCACGGGGAUGGGAAGAGGGACCCCUCUGGGGAGGGGGACCUUCAUGGGGAUGGGAACAGGGACCCCCAGGGGGAGAGGGACACCCCUAGGGAUGGGAACAGGGACCCCCAUGGGCACGGGGGUGCCCACAGGGACAGGGACUCCCUUGGGGACCAGGUCACCUGUGGGGACAGGGAUCACCAGGGGGACAAGGACCCCCUUGGGGAUGGGGACACCUUCAGGGACAGGGGCACCCUUGGGGAUGGGAACCCCCUCAGGGAUGGGAACCCCCUCGGGGCCGGGGGUGACCCAGGGGGUGACCAGCAGUAGCCACGGGAUGGGAUUGUCGCAGUGCUCCCAUGAAUGUGAUACCAGUGCCACGGCCCAUCCCGGACACCCCGGAACUGUGAGCACCUGGGGACCCCCAAAACUGCCUGAGGGGCUUCUCCACGUCCCUUUGGACCUCAGAAAUCCCUCUGGGAUGUGUCUCUGUGUCCCUUUGGACCUCAGAAAUCCCUCCUGGGAUGUGUCUCUGUGUCCCUUUGGACACAGAGACACAUCCCAGAGGGAUUUAUCAAGAUAUAUCAAGAUGUAUCUGGACCUUAAUAUACCUUCAGACUUUGGAAAAUCCCUCUGGGAUGUGUCUCCAUGUUCCCUUCAGGCCUUGAAGUACCUUCAGACUCUGAAGUGUCUCUCCAGGGCACUUUCCACUUCUUCAAGACUUUGGAAAAUCCCUCUAGGGUGUGUCUGCAGGUUCCCUUUGGAUUCUGAAGUAUCUUCAGGCCUUGAAAAAUCCCCCUGGGAUGUGUCUCCAUGUUCCCUUUGGGCACUGAAGGGCCUCCAGACCUCGGAAUGUCCCUCCAGGGCACUUCCCAGUCCUCCCAGUCCCACCAGUGCCCUGCCCCGGGUCUGUGUUUAAAGCCAGGAGUCUCUUUAUGUCUGUUUAUUCUGAUUAUUGUCGUUUAUUUAUUCUUUUCUAUUUUUCUAUUUUAUUAAAUUCUAUUUAGGUAAUUCCAGUUGUUCUUCU